Molecule: messenger RNA, 2096 nt
Organism: Cuscuta europaea
Lineage: Eukaryota; Viridiplantae; Streptophyta; Magnoliopsida; Solanales; Convolvulaceae
Source: the annotation of a GenBank genome assembly
GAAAACCAUAUAUUUCAAAAAAAAUAUUGAUGCCAUGCGACCAACCGCAUUGGCAUGAGAUAGGUGAAGACCCCCCAAAAAAGACAACAAUUCAUUCAUCCGGUAUGUCUUUAAUAUAUUGAGAAAACAUACAUAGUACGAGAUAACGAGAACCAAAGAAAUUGAGUACUGCUACUAAAGAAACCUUCAAUGUGAAUUUGUAAGAGAUUCUAUAGCACUUGCUUUUCUUCAUCGCCACACCAUUUUAGUUUGUUUAUACCCAUAUUCCGAUAUCGUAUACACACAAACAUAUACAGUCUGGCAUCUCUUUAUGCCUUUAACCUGGAGCUGUAAUGAUCUGAUUCGUUGAGCUAGCGGCUAUUGCAGAAAAAGAAGCUAAUAGGGGGAGCUGGAUUCAAGUGUGAGGUGCAAGAAGUUUGAUGCGCAAGUUUUCUGGUUAAAGGCACAUCCUCUGCUUCUUUAAUCAAGUGAGAGUUUUUUGUUCUGAAAGCUAACUCUUGGAUAGAAAGAUGGCGUCUGAGCUUGUUAGUUCUGCAACAAGUGAAAAACUUGAGGAAACAGACUGGGCGAAAAACAUUCAGAUUUGUGAAUUAGUUGCUCGUGACCACGGUCAAGCUAAAGAUGUUAUUAAAGCAAUAAAGAAGCGCCUCGGGAAAAAGAACCCAACUACUCAAUUGUUGGCCGUGACGUUGCUGGAGAUGCUAAUGAACAACAUUGGAGAUCCUGUUCACAAGCAGGUUAUAGACACAGGGGCUCUCCCAAUUCUUGUAAAGAUAGUAAAGAAAAAGUCAGAUGUACCUGUAAGGGAGAAGAUUUUUCUUCUUCUAGAUGCUGCACAGACUUCAGUUGGUGGGGCUUCUGGGAGAUUCCCUCAGUACUAUUCUGCGUACUAUGAGUUGGUGAAUGCAGGAGUGCAGUUUUCUCAAAGAUCAACUACAGUCCCAAAAGAGCAUCACCCAUCAUCCAAUGAGGGAAGGGUUAACCUUUGUGAGAGAAAACCACCUCAGCCGGAAAAGAGUGUGGUAAAAGAACCUAAAAAAGUUUCCGAUUCGAGUAUUCUGCAGAAGGCCAGUGCAUCAAUGGAAGUCUUAAGAGAUGUCCUCGGUGCUGUUGGCACUCAACAUCCCGAGGGAGCAAGGGAUGAGUUCACACUUGAUCUUGUGGAGCAAUGCUCAUUUCAGAAGCAGAGAGUAAUGCAUCUUGCAAUGACGUCUCGGGAUGAAAAGGUUGUGUCUAAAGCAGUUGAGAUCAAUGAACAACUAGAUAUGGUGCUUAAAAGGCAUGAUGCUCUUGUUUCAGUUCAUCCAACCCAGAUUUCAUCUCAUGUUGACUAUGAACAAGCGGAGGUAGAGGACGCUGAGCAGCUUUCCCGAAGGAUGAGAAAAGGAAAAGCUCUCCUUCAACCUGAAGAUAAAGAACGGCCAUUGGGAAUGCUUGGAUCAUCCAUUCCAGGAAAAUUGCUUCACCGUCCACUCAUAAGGCCAAUCCCAUCUUUAGACCAGAAGCAAGAGCGCGAUCCAGGGAAAGCAGCAGCAGCUGCUGCAAUUCCACCACCACCUGCAAAACAUGCCGAGAGAGAAAAGUUUUUUCAAGAAAACAAACCAGACGGUUCUGCUUUAUCUGGUCACAUCAGACGUCUCUCCUUACAUAGUCGCACCGCCAGUAGCUCCCAUAGCAGCAGCGUUGAUUUUAGCGAUGACUGAGCAGUGAAUAGAGCACCCCUCAACGUGAGACUCUUUCACUUUCACAGUUUACUGGAACAUGCUAAGUAUGUAUUUGUGUAUAUUAUUGUUAGUUAUCUUUUUGGUUUGGCAUUUGACGGAAAAGGAAGUUGCAUUGGAGUUAACAUUCAAGUUUCUCUUUUAGUUCAUGAUCCCUGUUUGAGAGGAAUAUGUGAAUGUUAUGAUGCCCUUUACCAGUGCAAUGCCCCUAUGACAUGUAGGAAUAAGUUCAAAUGACCUCACAAUUUUGUUUUUGAUAUGUAAUAAUACCUGGUUUAUCUCAAAAUGCCUCAAAUUCUAGAUACUCCAGUCUAACUCGUUAAAGUUCUUAUAGAUUGCUGUUUUUUUUGGAAAAUUUUGAUCAGAACUAGUCAC